AUGUUCUCACCUAAACGUGAUUGUCGAGCUUCUGCUCUUAAGUCCCGCCUUUCUACCAUCAAGAGUGCCAUGCACCACGCACUCAACCCCUACAGCCACGCACGCAACACCUACAGCCACGCACUCAACCCCUACAGCCACGCACGCAACACCUACAGCCACACACUCAACACCUACAGCCACGCACUCAUCACCUACAGCCACGCACUCAACACCUACAGCCACGCACUCAACCCCUACAGCCACGCACUCAACCCCUACAGCCACGCACUCAUCACCUACAGCCACGCACUCAACACCUACAGCCACGCACUCAACACCUACAGCCACGCACUCAACACCUACAGCCACGCACUCAACACCUACAGCCACGCACUCAACACCUACAGCCACGCACGCAACAUCUAUAGCCACGCACUCAACACCUACAGCCACGCACUCAACCCCUACAGCCACGCACUCAACACCUACAGCCACGCACUCAACCCCUACAGCCACGCACGCAACACCUAUAGCCACACACGCAACAUCUACAGCUACGCUCUCAACCCCUACAGCCACGCACUCAACCUCUACAGCCACGCACUCAACCCCUACAGCCACGCACUCAACCCCUACAGCCACGCACUCAACCCCUACAGCCACGCACUCAACCCCUACAGCCACGCACUCAACACCUACAGCCACGCACUCAACCCCUACAGCCACGCACUCAACACCUACAGCCACGCACUCAACACCUACAGCCACGCACUCAACCCCUACAGCCACGCACUCACGCACUCAACACCUACAGCCACGCACUCAACCCCUACAGCCACGCACUCAACCCCUACAGCCACGCACUCAACACCUACAGCCACGCACUCAACCCCUACAGCCACGCACUCAACACCUCCAACCAGGCACUCCUCAUCACCGCACUUGUCACACACCACUUGCCACACCAACUUUGCAGAAUACUCCUGUAACGCACCAGUUACAGGCCUUGUCAAACAAGAUGAGCGUCCUUGGUUAAGCUUGGCAUGUGUCAUACAAUAUUCAGAGAGCACCGAGGACUCUCAGAAAAGUCCUCGCAGUGUUACGCCCUCUGUUAUAUAUGUUAUCAUUGUAUACAUCACAUCACUACAAAAUUUGAAUCAAUGGGAAUACAACUCACCCUGUGAGAGCGGCGGGCCCGGGUUCCCCAGCUCUUACUCCUGCUUUGUGUCAGGUUUCCGCUCUUCAGUUACUCCAGCUCACAGCGUUUUUGUCUCAGUGGUGUCAACACUUGUGGCAGCAGUGGUGUCAACACAUGGUGGCAGUGACAACAGUGGUGUCAACACUUGUGGCAGCAGUGACAACACUUGUGGCAGCAGUGGUGUCAACACUUGUGGCAGCAGUGGUGUCAACACUUGUGGCAGCAGUGGUGUCAACACUUGUGGCAGUCAACAGUGGCAGCAGAGUGUCAACACUUGUGGCAGCAGUGGUGUCAACACUUGUGGCAGUAGUGGUGUCAACACUUGUGGCAGCAGUGGUGUCAACACUUGUGGCAGCAGUAGUGUCAACACUUGUGGCAGCAGUGGUGUCAACACUUGUGGCAGCAGUGGUGUCAACACUUGUGGCAGCAGUGGUGUCAACACUUGUGGCAGCAGUAGUGUCAACACUUGUGGCAGCAGUGGUGUCAACACUUGUGGCAGCAGUGGUGUCAACACUUGUGGCAGCAGUGGUGUCAACACUUGUGGCAGCAGUGGUGACAAGCGAGGGUGGGGGUCGCUACACGGUACCAGCUGA
Messenger RNA from Procambarus clarkii (red swamp crayfish), 1773 nucleotides. The record is from RefSeq and is a predicted model, not a curated record. NCBI's taxonomy places the organism in Eukaryota, Metazoa, Arthropoda, Malacostraca, Decapoda, Cambaridae.